Budorcas taxicolor (takin) is the source of this 3089-nucleotide messenger RNA. It is a transcript of the gene CREBZF, whose product is annotated as CREB/ATF bZIP transcription factor. The record is from RefSeq and is a predicted model, not a curated record. Gene Ontology annotation, biological process: regulation of transcription by RNA polymerase II. NCBI's taxonomy places the organism in Eukaryota, Metazoa, Chordata, Mammalia, Artiodactyla, Bovidae. Bases 224 to 1297 code for a protein of 357 amino acids. The transcript has 4 exons. Gene Ontology annotation, molecular function: transcription cis-regulatory region binding; DNA-binding transcription factor activity. Gene Ontology annotation, cellular component: nucleus.
GGUGGCGCGGUCGAGUCAUCGUUGGGCCUCGCUGCUUCCAGCUCCCUUCCCUACCCCCCGCCCCGGCGCGGGGGGUCGACUAGCCAAGCGGGGGCGGGAGGCGACGCGGACCUUCCCCUUUCUUUCGUUCUGGCCUGCUCCCCGGCUACCCGUUCUGGGUCCCUGGGACCCGCGAGGCCCGAUCUGAGGGCCCGGGGCCUACGUGGGCCCGCCGCCGGGCCCCAUGAGGCAUAGCCUGACUAAACUGCUGGCGGCUUCGUGCAGCGACUCCCCGACGCGUAGUGAGAGCCCGGCGCCCGUCGCGACCUGCUCUCUGCCCCCGGACCUGACCGGGGCGGCGGAGGACGAGGGGACGGCGGCGGCCGGAUCUCCCGGCCGCAGACAGCCGCGCGGCGACGAGGGCGAGUCGGAGGCCGGGAGGGGGGGCCGCGGCGGCGUGGCCGCGCGCGCGCCCUCGCCUGAGGAGAUGGAGGAGGAGGCGAUGGCCAGCGUCCCCGGGGAGGAGACGGAGGACAUGGACUUUCUGUCCGGCCUGGAACUGGCGGACCUGCUGGACCCCCGGCAGCCGGACUGGCACCUGGAGCCCGGGCUCAGCUCGCCGGGGCCCCUCUCCUCGUCCGGCGGAGGCUCGGAUAGCGGUGGCCUGUGGAGAGGCGACGACGACGACGAGGCCGCGGCUGCCGAGAUGCAGCGCUUUUCGGACCUGCUGCAGAGGCUGUUAAACGGCAUCGGAGCUUGCAGCAGCGGCAGUGACAGUGGCGGCGGCGAAAAGAGGCGGAGAAAGUCCCCGGGAGGCGGCGGCGGAGGCGGCGGCAGCGGCGGCGGCAACGACAGCAACCAGGCGGCGACAAAGAGUCCCCGGAAGGCGGCGGCGGCGGCUGCCCGCCUCAACCGGCUGAAGAAGAAGGAAUACGUGAUGGGUCUGGAGAGCCGAGUGCGGGGGCUGGCCGCCGAGAACCAGGAGCUGCGGGCCGAGAACCGGGAGCUGGGCAAGCGCGUGCAGGCACUGCAGGAGGAGAGUCGCUACCUUCGGGCCGUCUUAGCCAACGAGACCGGACUGGCUCGCCUGCUGAGCCGGCUGAGCGGCGUGGGACUGCGGCUGACCACCUCGCUCUUCAGGGACUCGCCCGCCGGGGACCACGACUACGCUCUGCCCGUGGGGAAGCAGCAGCCGGACCCGUUGGAAGACCAGGACGACUCGGCCGGAGGAGUGUGUCUGCAUGUGGACAAGGAUAAGGUGUCGGUGGAGUUCUGCUCGGCGUGCGCCCGGAAGGCGUCGUCUUCUCUUAAAAUGUAGGGUCAAGUAAUCCGCUCUUUAUCCGCGUUUAUCCCCUUUCAACUCCCUUACAUCAUGUAAAACACCUUAGUGGGACAUCGUCACUGGACACAUUUCAGAGGAGGAAAAAAAAUUUCUUUUUUAGGUGAUUUCCUUCCUGCCAGGCUCCGUUGUAGGGGUUACAGAACAGUCGUUCCCGCCUCACCACCUGUGGAUACAGCUGUUGGGGCAGAAGAGACGGGACCAGCUGCUGGCCACAUUUCCUGCUUUAUUUUAAAAGGUAGUAUAAGAAAUGAGGAAAAAGAGGUAAUAUCAGGGCUUCUGCUUUUAUUUUAAAAUGUUCAUAAUUAAAAAGUAUUUUCCAGCAGUCCAAAGAUGUAAGUUAUCUUACACAUAAAAUGUUUUAUUUUGUUGUUAUUUGGUUAUGAAAAUGGAAUCUUGUUCUUGCACAACUGUAAAUGUUUUGUUGCUAGAUAAUACACUCUGAGACCUAACUUGGUCUCUGGUUUCCAGUGCAUUACAGCAUAUUUUGUAAAAUCAUCUACUGCACUUGAGCAUGAAUACGGAUAGUAGCCAAACUCACAACCUGGAGUGAUGAACCUGCUUAUACCUAAGUGCAGGAGCAAGCCCCUCACAAUGCAGCUGCAUGGAUUUUUAGUGCCUACUGAAUAAUAUAUAAUAUAUAUAAACCAAAAGUAGUUGGAAAAAUUAUUUGAAAUGACUAAUUUGUGCUAUCUUUAUGGAAUAUGUUAAAUGUAGCUUUUUGAAACAGAAGCCUUGAAUUGAAAUUUAAUUAAUACUUGAACAUUUUGUAUAUAUAUAUAUCUUUGUAUAUAAUUUUGUGCAGUACCAAUGACAAAAAUAUGGUGUCAUAAUAAAAUCAGGUUUGUUGAUCUUUCAGUUAUGGGCUCAAAGAAUUUAUUCAUCUCUAACAUGACAUUGGAAAACAAUGGAUGAAAAUAGGAAAAAUGAUUGUUGUUAAUGCUGUGGGUCUUAGGUUCUGGAAGCACUUAGCAGUGUCUGCAAAAACGAAUCUUUUCCUACAACCUGUUAACUGACUGGACUGAUGGUAACAAAGUAAUUGUGGGAGCCAUGUCGGUCAAAAAUUUGGCAUCUGCUGAAAAAAAUGAAUGCCAUUUUCAAGUUCCCAAAUUACUUCUAUACUGAUUUCACUUUCCAGAUUUCACUUUCCAGAAAUGGAGAUAUGAAAAGAUUGUCUGGAAUCCUUGAAAGACUUAAUAGGAAUACAUGAGACUAAGUUAAUUUUGGAACAAAAUUAUACAUUUUUUUGUCUUUCAUGGGAGGGAUACUCAGUUCUUUGCAUACCUUUUAAAAAUUGUAACCAUUGGAGAAGAGAUUGAUAGUAUUUCAUCAAGGAAUAUUAGAUUCUUUUCAUAAUCAAGAGCACAUUUUAUGGAAUUACAUUUAGUCCAGUAGAGUUACAUAAAUAGGCCAUCAGUGAUCACAAGGCUGAAUCAUGAGUUUGUAUUUAUUUCCUGGAACAUGAGAGCUAAUCUGAAGUAUAGACAGACCUUGCUGAGUAGAAUAUAAGAGUUAAUGUAAAGUCUUUAAAGAGUAGUCUUUUUAAAUAGAUGCAUUGAUUUGUCUGUAUAUCUUUGAAAAAUUUAUUAUGAUUAAAUGUGUGGGUAGUUAAUUGCAAUUCAGGGUAAUGCCAAGAUGUGUGGAUUCUGAGGUUUUGGCUUAUUGAGCUUCCUCUGAGGACAUAUUAAAAUUAUUUUGAGGUUUCUAAUGAAUGGUAUACUAGUUUCUACUGUUUUGUAUUAAAAUUUCUCCAGUGUGAAAGGCUUUUUAG